ACGAAGAGGAGGAGGAGGAGGAAGGAAAAGAGGAGGAGGAGGAGGAGGACGAAGACGAAGACGAGCAGCCCGCUAGCCUGACAGCAGCAGCCGCUGGCGCCGCCGGUGUCUCGCUCGGUCUCCCUCACCCGCCCCGGGCUCCCCCUCACAGGCUGCGGGGCGGCCCCUCCCGGGGAGGGGACUCGCCCGCCCCCUUUGCACCUCCCGGUCCCGACUGCUCCAUCCCCUCCUGCAUCCCGGCCGGGGGGGAGGAGGAGGCGGAGCAGGAGCGGGAGCAGGAGCAGGAGCAGGAGCCGCCGCCGCCGCCGCCGCGGGAGCGCAGGAGGAGCGGGAGGGACCCUGCCUGCUGCAGCCCCGCGCGUCCCGGCCGCCGAGGUCGCCGCCACCGCCACCGCCUCCGCUGCCGCCGCAUCUCGGGACGGGGCAGCCGCUCCCCAGAUCCAGUCCCAGUCCCAGCCUCAGCCUCCGCCCGUCGCACCCUCCUUUUCAGUCCGGGCCGGCCGGCCGGCCAGCUCCGCUCUCUGCCCGCCCCCAAGGGCCCCGAGGAUGCCGAAGCCGACACUGCUCCUGCGGGGGGGUUGGGACCGCAGCCCCGGGGACACGGAGCUGGGGCGCCAGUUCCGGGACUGGUGUCUCCGGACCUACGGAGACUCAGCUAAGACCAAGACGGUCACUCGUAGCAAAUACCAACGGAUCGCCGAGGUCCUGCAAGGCGGGGGCAGCGGGACCACGGGUGCCGGCAACGGCGGCCCCUCGUCCGGGGAGAAAGGCAAGUUCCAGUUUUGGGUCCGCUCCAAGGGCUUUCGGCUGGGGACCAGCAGGGAGCCGAAGAUGGGUCAAGUGGUGUAUGUGCCGGUGAAAACUGGAACGGGGGCAGAUGGACUGUCGGAGCCUGAGGGCAUCUCUCUGAAACGGGUAGCUGUGGUGGAAGAUUUCUUUGACAUCAUCUACUCCAUGCAUGUGGAGAGCUCUGCAGAGCCAGGCAAAACCCCCAAGCAUGCUGGGCAGAAGAAAACCUACCGAGCGAUUGCAGAAACCUACGCUUUUCUCCCAAGGGAGGCUGUGACCCGGUUCCUGAUGAGCUGCACAGAAUGUCAAAAGAGGAUGCACUUUAACUCCAAUGGGUUAGAGCCCAAAGAAAAUGAACCUCCUUCCCCUCUGGUUUCUGGGAUCAUCGACUAUAACAUGCCCCUCACCUCAACAUACCUGAAGCAGAUGAAGCUACGGGUAAUGAAUUCCCAGGAGCAGGAUGAGACUUCCGUGAGCAGUGAGGAUUUUGAUAUGAAUGACUCCACAUGGAUGUCAGCUGAUCAACAUCUAAGCUCCAGCUUGAGCCCCAGCCAGGACGAGAGGAUGCGGAGCCCACAGCACCUCCCUAGCCAGGAGGAUGAUGACUCCUCGUCAGAGAGUUGCAGUGGGAAUGGCUCCUCGACUUUGAACCCCUCCACCUCCAGCAGUACCCAGGGGGACACCUCCUUCCCCGAGAUGAAUGGUAAUGGCACCGUUGCCCCCAUGGACUUCACAGCAUCGACGGAGGACCAGCCUAUCAACCUCUGUGACAAGCUCCCACCCUCCCAUAUCCCUCCCUCUUACCCAACAGAUAGCUGCAGCGCCGACGGGCUUCGGAGCAGGGUGAAGUAUGCUGUAAAGACAACCCCAGAGUCUCCUCCAUACAGCUCUGGGAGUUAUGACUCCAUCAAAACAGAGGUCAGCGGUUGCCCUGAGGACCUGACUGUGGGCCGGGCUCCCACAGCUGAUGAUGAUGAUGAUGACCACGAUGACCAUGAGGACAAUGAUAAGAUGAAUGAUUCAGAGGGGAUGGACCCUGAGCGUCUCAAGGCCUUCAAUAUGUUCGUGCGUCUUUUCGUUGAUGAGAAUUUGGACCGUAUGGUGCCCAUCUCCAAGCAACCCAAGGAGAAGAUACAGGCCAUCAUAGAGUCCUGCAGUCGCCAGUUCCCUGAGUUUCAGGAACGAGCCCGCAAACGCAUCCGCACUUACCUCAAAUCCUGCCGUCGUAUGAAGAAGAAUGGCAUGGAAAUGACCAGACCCACUCCUCCCCACCUGACCUCAGCCAUGGCUGAAAAUAUCCUGGCAGCUGCAUGUGAGAGCGAAACGAGAAAAGCAGCCAAGAGGAUGAGACUGGAGAUCUACCAGACAUCCCAGGAUGAGCCCAUCGCUCUUGACAAGCAGCAUUCCAGGGACUCUGCAGCCAUCACCCACUCGACCUACUCACUGCCAGCUUCCUCGUAUGCCCAGGAUCCUGUCUACAUCAAUGGCAGCCUGAACUACAGCUAUCGCAGCUAUGGGGCUUUGGGUAGCAGUCUGCAGCCCCCAACUUCCCUCCAGACAGGAAAUCAUAGUAACGGUCCUACAGAUCUCAGCAUGAAAGGCGGGGCUGCCUCCACCACCGCCACCACCACCACUACCACCACCACCACCUCCUCCUCCUCCUCCUCUUCCAGCAACAGCACCAGCCGGGGCAUGGCCACUGCCCAGCUCAGCCCCACGGAGAUCAGCGCAGUGCGGCAGCUCAUCGCUGGCUACCGAGAGUCUGCCGCCUUUCUCCUGAGGUCUGCGGACGAACUGGAAAACCUCAUAUUGCAGCAAAACUGACGCCCCAGCGCCCGGAGAGCUCCUGUGUCACAUGACAGUUUCCACCCUAGAGAAAGGGGCUGCCCCCAGCUGAGGACCUGGCGUCCUCUUUCCCCUCUAGCUGGUACAUUUUAUUUAAAGAAAAAAAAUGGGUGGAACCUAAAAGAGCUGUUUCUACACACACUCCAAGCACCUGGGACUUUGGGCACAAGGACACUUUUUAUUUGUUUUGAAUCUCACCACACAGGUGCACUUACCUGCUUGGAAGAAGCCAAACGGGCAGCUUUGGAGGGGGUUUGAACUUUCUUGACAGGGAGCUUGGGAGCUGUGGCCGUAUUUAGAGUAACCUUCGUGGACCCUGACGUUAGAAUCCCAUCCCCAGAUAAUUACCUUUCAAGUCUUAGGUGAGCAGAAUUGCAUAUUUAUUGAGAAAAAACAAAAUGGACCCUCCUCCUCCUCCUCUACCCUUAGUAAUUUAUUUUUCUGAAAAUGGAUUCUUUUGUGUUUGUACAGAUUGCUAGUUUGUGUCUGUCUGAUCAGAAGGAAUUUAUUCCUACGAACUAACAUUCCAUAUCACUACAGUGACGAGGGGUGGGCAGCAGGGCGGAGAGGCAGAACAAGGCCGGCUUCUCCCGGGGUGGGCCUUGGGCCCAGGCCCCGGAGCUUGCAGCCCACAUCCCCCGCAGUCAGCCGCCAGGAGACUGACCUGCACCCACUAGCUGUCGUGUCUAGACUCAGAUAUGCUCUCAAUCAGACCCCACUGCUGCUACAGGAACACAGUCUCCUCCAGUCAGUAACCUCAGCAUGGGCAGCGCCAAGUGGAAGGACCUCACACACAUGUAACACCCCGCAGACAAACCCACCUCCAUCCCAGACCCACUGCCGCGGCAGUCCCAGUUCUGCAAACCCCCUCACACGGUCACCAUCUGUCUUCUACCUCACACUCCAGCGUGGGCUUUUCCCAGAACGGACGUGCCCUGAGCCUGCUCAGAAUGGCUGUUCCCCAGCUUUCCCCGCCCCCAGUACCUUGACUAUGAAGUGAAUCCAAAUUGGGUAUCUGAGAAACGAUGGGCAGUGAGCUUCCCCCAAGUCCAAACCAGCCAAGCCAGACACCGGGCCGUAGAUAGCGAGCUGCCGGCUCCCUGACAGACCUCCCCUCUCGCCAGCCUCCUCGGGGGGCCGAGACGGGCCUUUCCCCGGGGCCGUGGAAAGGGAAGUAGCUCUCGGCGCUCCUCACAGGGAGGGCUUUAGGCAGCUGAGGAGAAAGCCGGGCUCCUCUAGACAAGGUGUCCGGCAGCUACGUCCCCCUCCCUCUCCACCCGGCUGACCGGUGAUGGUAAAAAGCUAAGGGAAGCAGGGGCCACAGCAUCUCCUGGGACCAGCUUCCCUCGGGCGCAAAUGGUCCUAGAAGAAACCCACAGUCCCUAGAGUGUGAAGGAAAAAAAGCUGGCCUGGUUUCUUCCCUUCCUAUAGGCACUUCCUUUUGCUCAGUGCAAUACCUACCAGUGCUGCUAAAGCCAGGGACUUAGCUUAGACCUCAAAGGGCCCCGUCAAGGCCUCUCAAUGCAACAUGUGCAGUAGCCAUAAGCGCAGCAAAUGCUGCCCGAUGACCUGGGAGACUUCUAGCUCCUCUAUCUCAGCGACGGCCGCCUUUGCCCAGCCGAAGCAGACCAGGACCCAAGGGGCCUGGCCGAGGGGAGCAGACGGUUCCCAGCAAACCACCUUGGCUAUCAUUAUCAAGACCCCUCUCCCUCAAACCAGCUCCUCUCUAGCCUCGGUCUCUCUCCCUCUUACAGCAUUCAAGAUGGUGGCAGGCUUCCCUCAGGAAGGGAGGGAGGGAACUAGAUUGGACAAUUCCUCCUUCCAGGCACAAAACCCAUGACCUGGCUCUAGCCAGGAAGGCCCCUGGUUGAGUGGCAAAGGACAAGGGGCAACCGAAAGAUGAGGAACCCACAACUCUGCCUUUCAACCCCCCACCAGAGGUGGUACGCUCUUCUCUUUUGCAUACCCUGUUCCCAGGGACAGUAGGGCUCCCACACGCCAUUUUAAUCACACCAGUUCUGUCAAAAUAAGCCUUCUCCUUGACUGAUUUUUGGGCAGCCUGGGCCUCAUCAGGGUUAAAACAGCCAAGACAGAUCCACAUCACAGCACAUACUUCAGUGCCCAGAGCCUCUCCCCUUAGACUCCCCAGACCAUGCACCGUUCGGAUCACAGGACCCCCUAACGCCCCUCUCACCCCCACCAACACACACACUCAGCAUUUGAAUUUGUGUAAAUAUUUAUUUUUGUGUGUGAACAAUACUACAAAGUAACCAACAGACCUUUUGCAAAAUGUUACCCCGAGCAAUUUGUGAAAGUCUUAAUGUUUAAAAAAAAAAAAAAUGGCUGAGACAAUCGCCGCCUUAGAAUUC
Molecule: messenger RNA, 5003 nt
Organism: Sarcophilus harrisii (Tasmanian devil)
Lineage: Eukaryota; Metazoa; Chordata; Mammalia; Dasyuromorphia; Dasyuridae
Gene: NOL4L
Product: nucleolar protein 4 like
Exons: 11
Coding region: 547-2613 (688 amino acids)
Source: RefSeq, a predicted model, not a curated record